UUGACGUAGAAUUCGUGCAGACGAACCCGGAUGUAACCAACGCCUAAUUGUCGGAGUCAGAAGAUGCAGACCAUAAAGUGUGUGGUUGUGGGGGAUGGUGCUGUGGGGAAGACCUGCCUACUGAUCUCCUAUACAACCAACAAGUUCCCCUCUGAAUAUGUGCCAACGGUGUUUGAUAACUACGCAGUCACAGUGAUGAUCGGUGGGGAGCCCUACACACUCGGCCUGUUCGACACUGCAGGACAGGAAGACUACGACAGGCUGCGGCCCCUCAGCUAUCCCCAGACGGACGUGUUCCUGGUCUGCUUCUCCGUCGUAUCGCCCUCCUCCUGUGAGAAUGUUCGGGAAAAGUGGGUCCCUGAGAUCUCCCACCACUGCCCCCGCACCCCCUUCCUGCUGGUGGGCACGCAGGUGGACCUGCGCGACGACAGCAACACGGUGGACAAGCUGGCCAAGAACAAACAGCGCCCCCUGCUGCCCGAGAGCGGCGACAAGCUGGCGCGGGAGCUCCGCGCGGUCAAGUAUGUGGAAUGCUCUGCCCUGACGCAGCGAGGCCUGAAGAAUGUGUUCGACGAGGCUAUCCUAGCUGCUCUGGAGCCCCCCGAGACCAAGCCCAAGAAGCGCUGCGCUCUGCUAUAGAGAGAGGAGAGGAGAAACGGAGAGAGAGAACGACCGGGCGGCUGGGGAACAGGGAGGGGAGGAGGGGAGGGUGCAAAAAAGAGGGGGCAAUUACUGCGAAAGGGAUGAGGGUUUAAUACCAUUACAACAAAAAACAAGCAAACAUAUCUGUACUCUGAGCAUGCGGUGAAUCCUGAGAGAGAGGUUUGUCAGUACUUGCCUAACAGCACAGUUCUCCUCAUGCAAGAGAACGAGGGAGAGCGAAGGAACGUCUCCCCUUUUUCUCUAGUAGUCCAUUUUUUUAAAAAUUAGUUUGUUUUAUUACCACGCCACAUAGAUGCUAUGAGGGACGGGUGUGGAAUUAUUUUGGUUUACUUCAUGACGCGAAUUGAAUGAACCAUAAUUACAGACUGUACGCAAGUUGGCAAGUGAUGUUUUUGGCUCCACCUGCUGGCUGAUCAUGGGAACUUCAAGUGCAUUUUUCUCUUGCAAUCUACUGCCACCGGUAGGGGGUACAGAGAACUGAAUUUUUUUUUCUUUUUGAUGUAUUAAUAUGUAUAUUAUAUUUUUUUUGUUUUGGGGAAAUUGUAGCGGUUAUUCGUUUUGAAACUUGAGUUUUUAUUAUUAUUUUUAUUAUUAUUUUAUGUUUUUUUGCUAGUAUGUGCGAGAACACCAUUUUGGUGGUGAAUUGUUCAUAACCAAAAUAUUAGUUAUUUAAAAUAACUGAUAAUAAUAAUAAUAAUAUUAAUAAUAAUAAGGAUCUGUUCUUAUAGAUUUUCUGGGUGUUUGUAAUCACAUAAUAUUUGUAAUAAAAAUGGUUUAACUGACAAGAAAUGGUGAUUGUUCACUUCAACACAAUUGUUUGGGAUAUCUGUGUGCAUCAGCUACAUGUGAAUAACACUAUUAAACAAAUACAGAAUCAUA
This is a messenger RNA of Conger conger (European conger), 1542 nucleotides long. It is a transcript of the gene cdc42l, whose product is annotated as cell division cycle 42, like. Gene Ontology annotation, molecular function: GTPase activity; GTP binding. Gene Ontology annotation, biological process: small GTPase-mediated signal transduction; modification of synaptic structure. Bases 64 to 639 code for a protein of 191 amino acids. The record is from RefSeq and is a predicted model, not a curated record. Gene Ontology annotation, cellular component: dendritic spine. The transcript has 6 exons. NCBI's taxonomy places the organism in Eukaryota, Metazoa, Chordata, Actinopteri, Anguilliformes, Congridae.